Messenger RNA from Sphenostylis stenocarpa, 591 nucleotides. The record is from the annotation of a GenBank genome assembly. NCBI's taxonomy places the organism in Eukaryota, Viridiplantae, Streptophyta, Magnoliopsida, Fabales, Fabaceae.
AUGAAUGGUGGGCAGCAGAAAAUGAGAGCAAUGGUGGCAGGGUCCGUGUGGUUGUGGUUGUUGGUCUUUGUAUUGGGUGUGGGGGUGUCGGAGGGAGGAGAUUUGGCGGCGAAGUGCAACCUGCUGGUGCAGAAAGUGCUUCCGUGCCUGAACUUCGCGACGGGGCAGGCGGCGGUUCCGACGAAGGAGUGCUGCGAGGCGACGCUGGAGAUAAAGAAGAGCGAUCCGGAGUGCCUGUGCUUCGCGAUCCAGCAGACGCAUAAAGGGAGCCCUGAGGUGAAGAGCAUGGGCAUUCAAGAGGGGAGGCUCCUUCAGCUCCCUUCUGCUUGUAACUUGAAGAAUGCCAGCACCUCCAAUUGUCCUAAGCUGCUGGGUCUAUCUCCAAACUCCCCUGACGCUGCCAUCUUCAGGAAUGGUUCGUUGGGAACGAACUCCACUUCAACGUUGGGAACUGCAACACCCCUCUCAGACACCCACAAGCCUUCGUUUGGAACCAUGCUUCCAUCUCCUCUCACGCUACUCCUAGCUGCGGUGGUUUCCGCCGUUCUCCUCCUCAUUCCAAUUUCUUCUGUCAACAUUAGUUAUUGGUGA